Molecule: messenger RNA, 1245 nt
Organism: Cimex lectularius (bed bug)
Lineage: Eukaryota; Metazoa; Arthropoda; Insecta; Hemiptera; Cimicidae
Gene: DNaseII
Product: deoxyribonuclease-2-beta
Exons: 7
Coding region: 146-1183 (345 amino acids)
Biological process (GO): apoptotic DNA fragmentation
Molecular function (GO): deoxyribonuclease II activity
Source: RefSeq, a predicted model, not a curated record
AAUUUUUUAUUUUCAAACCAAGCCAAGUUGAACUCUGUAUAUUUUUUUUUUAAUCUGAAAGUGUAUAAUGAUUGAUUAAAACUCAGCCUUGAUAUAUUAUCUAAAGCACCCUUGAUAAACUUGGAUUCAAUUUCAGUUAAACACAAUGCACAACACAUUAAUUAUUGUCUCUCUGUCAGUCCUCACCAAUUUUAUUGGUGUAAACAGUUUUCAGUGUAGAAUCGAAAAUGGAAAACCAGUCGAUUGGUAUGUCAUGUACAAACUACCAAAGAUCACUAAACCGAAGUCCCUGUUUGGCGAUGGCUAUCACUAUAUGUAUAUGACAUCAGAAAUAAACACUUGGCAGUUUUCAAAACAAUUAAUUAACAGUAACAAAUCCAUUUUAGCAUGGACACUUAAAGAAUUCUAUACAAGCAAACCUAGAGGAUUUUGGCUCAGUUAUAAUGAUCAGAGUGCCCAUGUCACGUUAACAGAGGGUCACACAAAAGGUGUAAUCGGUGCUGACAAAGAAACAGGGUUUUGGCUGAUCCACAGUAUACCUCAUUUUCCCAAUUUCAACAAUUUCACAUAUUCUUAUCCACAGACGGGUAGGAGGAAUGGACAGAGUGUGCUAUGUGUGACUUUCAAUUCUUCUGAAAUGGACAAAAUUGGAAAUCUUCUUGAAUACAACAGACCCUCCAUUUGGAGAAAAGUAUUACCAGCUGAUUUAGCUACAUUGUACCCAAACCUCUAUUCAGCUGCAAAAGGAGAAACUGUUAAAAAAGCGCCUUGGUACACGAUAAUUGAGCUCAAAUCCAAAAAUGGCUUCAAUCUUACUGCUUUUGCCAAAUCAGAACAGUUUGGAAAAGAUUUGUACGAUCUUGUUGCUCAAUCAGAGAAGGCUGAUGUGAAUACAGAAACUUGGCAGAACGAGCCUAGCCCCUUGCCUCCAUUUUGCUCAUUGACAUACAAGGUUUUUAAUAUCAGGAGCAUUAGGAUUGCAGAAAUAAACAUGACUUUCAAAUCGCACAAGGACCACUCUAAACUGGCAAUAUCUGCCGUUCCCUCUAAACCAUUUGUCUGCAUUGGGGACAUCAACCGAGCGUUACAUCAGGAGAAGAGAGGAGGUGGCACGAUGUGUCUUACGAGCAAGCAACACUGGACUUCUUACUCAAAGCUUAUAAACACAAAGGAUACUUGUUAAAAACAUGAUUGUUGCACAAAAAAUUUUUAUUGAAUAAUUUAACAAUAAAAACAUUGAACAUA